Vigna umbellata (rice bean) is the source of this 1458-nucleotide messenger RNA. NCBI's taxonomy places the organism in Eukaryota, Viridiplantae, Streptophyta, Magnoliopsida, Fabales, Fabaceae. The record is from RefSeq and is a predicted model, not a curated record.
AAGUUUGUAUGAAAAUAAAUCAUUGAAUGUCAGAUUAACAAAUGUGUUGGUUGAGUCACCAGAAAUAAAUAAUAACAACUCUUAGCUGAUAACAUUUGAAUUUUAUUUGCAGGUGCUGCGAACCACUUUAAGCAACAGGCUAGCAAAAGUACAAGGCUUCCUAUUUCGUGCUGCCUUUCUUCGACGUGUGCCGAUGUUUUUGCGAUUAAUUACAGAGAAUAUUGUUUUGUGUUUCCUCUCAUCAACUAUGCAGUCUACAUCAAAGUACAUUACUGGGACUUUGAGUCUGCACUUCCGGAAAAUAUUGACUACACUUAUCCAUUCUCACUACUUUAAGAACAUGGUGUAUUACAAAAUAUCACAUGUUGAUGGUCGGAUAACUAAUCCAGAGCAAAGAAUUGCCAGUGAUGUUCCAAGGUUCUGUUCAGAGUUAAGUGAGAUUAUACAGGAUGACCUAACUGCGGUGACUGAUGGCCUGCUAUACUCUUGGCGGCUUUGUUCAUAUGCAAGCCCUAAAUAUAUCUUCUGGAUAUUGGCCUAUGUACUCGGAGCUGGGGCUACAAUCAGAAACUUUUCUCCUGCUUUUGGUAAACUUAUGUCCAGAGAGCAGGAAUUGGAAGGAGAGUAUCGGCAGCUUCACUCACGGUUAAGGACUCACUCAGAAAGUAUAGCAUUUUAUGGUGGAGAGAGGAGAGAAGAAGCUCAUAUUCAACAGAAGUUUAGGACCUUAUUUAGACACAUUAAGAGAGUGCUACAUGACCAUUGGUGGUUUGGCAUGAUUCAGGAUUUUUUAUUGAAGUACCUUGGUGCUACUGUUGCUGUUAUUUUGAUUAUUGAACCUUUCUUUUCUGGCCAUCUAAGGCCUGACAGUUCAACUUUAGGGCGUGCAGAGAUGCUAAGCAAUCUGAGAUAUCAUACUAGUGUCAUUAUUUCCCUUUUUCAAUCUCUAGGAACUCUUUCCAUUAGUGCAAGACGGUUGAACCGACUCAGUGGUUAUGCUGAUCGUAUUCAUGAGUUAAUGGCCAUAUCAAGAGAGUUAAGCUUGGAGAAUGAGAACUUUUCACUGCAAAGACAAGGAAGUAGAAAUUGCAUAAGUGAAGCUAACUACGUUGGAUUUUAUGGUGUCAAGGUUGUGACCCCUAAUGGUAAUGUAUUAGUGGAUGAUCUAACUCUCAAGGUUGAGCCAGGAUCAAAUCUUUUGAUUACAGGUAUGAACUCUCUGCUUGGUGGGUGCUUCUGAUUUUGCGAUUUUUGGGUGGUUGAAUCAACUUUGUCAAUUGAUGUUAAUUCAUUACCCCUUCUUUUCCUUUGUUGCAAUAAUCAUUCUCUUACAUGUUAUUUGGGGGGCUAGGGUUAAUUAUUCAUUCAUUUCUGGGGCCUAAUUUUUCUUACAUGCAUUUAUAGUAUCCACAUGACGGGAAAUAUGGCUAGGGUUGUGCACUAUUGGCACUGGAUGUA